GUGGUCGGCCUUGCUUGUUUUCUGGGAGUACCGAUAAACAUGCUGUGUUAACGUCUUGGUGCCUGAUGGUGAGCCUGUGGGCAGCAGCUGGGACACCAUAUUCCCCCCCUGAGAAACACCCCCUUUCCCUGUCGCCAGUCUGACUGAAGAGGUAUCUCAGUAACUGUGUGCAAGAUGCAGACUGUUUACUUUUGAUGUCUGUGAGAUUUCUGAACUGGAGCCACUUGCUGUCAGCGUGGGCACUUCCCUCCUCCUGUCUUGAGGUGCGUUUGACUUCGAGAGAGUGUCAUCAGUUCCCAGCUUUCCCUUCUGCAGCCCUUUUCACAGAAGGGGCUAAAAGUGUCCUUUUAUCGUAUGAAUGUGCCCAUUGAGGUAGUCCUGGAGUGUCCCCUUCCCCUCCUGGGUCUGUUUGAAACCGUAUAAGGGUGUCCGGCAUGCAUAGCUCCGCUUUGUGUGAAUGUUAGUCCCUUGGGAUUGUUUGGAGCUUGUACCUGCAGCUUUCUCUGGGCUCCCCCUCCUUCUUGUAGCGGAAGUCCUAGUGGACUCGGAGGUUGUCGCACUAAGGGAGGUUGGAAGGGGCCUGUGGAAGUCCCUAGUGCAACCCUGUGCUGAGAGCAGGGCCUGCUUUGAAGUGAGGUGGGGCUGAACUCAGGGCCUUGUGCAGUCAAUUCCAAAUAUCUCCAAGGAUGGCAAUUCGGCAGCCUCUCUGGGCCCCUGUUGAGGUGCCUAACCACUCUCACCUCAGAGUUUUGCUUCUGUUUAUCCUCAGUCCCUUCUCCUUGGCCUCACUCUUGCACACUGUAGCCCUGUUUUUGCAGAGAUCUGCCAGGCAGCCCUGCAGUCCUCUCUUGUUGAGCGUGAAGAGCUGCUGCUCUAACAGAAGCUGUUCCAGACUCUGAUCGUGCUGGCAGCCUUAAAUGAACCUCUCUGAGUUCUUCUCCCUGCAAUUUUUUACCUAGGGAAGAGAAGUGUCCUCAGCAUUCAGGCUUUUGGUGAACCUUGCAUUCAGAUAAGGUGGAAAGAAGUCCUUUCUUUCUCUUUUUCCUGCAAUAUUCUUGGAAUUUGUAGCAUUUUGGUGGCCACUGAAGCCUAAGGUGACGUAUGCAUGGAGAUGCCUGACAUCGCCCAGAUCUCAUUUCAGAAUGAUAACCGUGUAGCUGAGAGCCCAUAGAUUCCUAUGUAAACUUCAUGUUGCUUUUCCUCGUGUGCUUCUCUUCACAUUUUGCUGCACUGAAUGUUGUCUGCCCUUUUCCCAGCCCAUCCACUGGUACUAUGUUAAAGUGCUUGUGCAGUUCUUUGCAGCAGGCCUGUGACUUGACUCCCUUCAGUGGGUGGAUAGCCUCCUGUGUAGACUUUGUCACACCACUUGCAACCCCUUUUUGGGAUCCCCUGUGGGGAUGUUACAUGGCACAGGCCCUGCCCAGAACUCUCUGCCAGGCUCCUGUGAGGACCUUCCUGUCUUGCUCCUGUGGGCAGCGUUCAUCUUCCUGACACUUCUGUAGCUCCGAUAAGGCCUCCAAGUGCCCCUUUUAGCUUCCUUGCAUUUUGCGCGUAGUGUCCUCGUUUGUACACAUUUUGCUGUGUUACCGUUAGGCCCACAGUAAUGGAUGGGCUGCUGCUGCUGCCCCCAGGCCAUGCUGGUUUGAAACCUUCUUUCCUGUUGAAAGCACUGUCCUCCUCCUCUUUGAUUCUCCUCUGAAAGAGAUGGGAUGCAAGGGGACUGCUGGGACUUCCCUCUUCUCUCCUCCUCCGGGAGACAUCACACAUGGUUCCUGACUGUGCCAGCCCCCUGAAUUCCGUCAUGGCAGGCCUUGCUUGUUUUCUGGGAGUACAGAAAAAUACGGUGUGAUAAGUUAGUGGUGACUGAUGGUGUGCAUGUGGUACCAGCUGGGACUCCAUUUUCCCUCACCAGAACCAGCCCCUUCCCCUGACACCAGCCCGAUUUAGGAGGUGUGUGAGAGUGCCCUUAGUUUUCAGUGCUCCUUUCUGCUGCUUCCCUUCUCAUGGAAGCGGAUAUAGGAGCCUGCAGUAUAUUAAUGCAGUGAUGUCAGAGCUUUGACGGAACUUGCUUGUUUUCAACCCCACCUCCUGGAGCUGUCAGCUGUCAUUGCAGUUUUCCCUUCCUGUGUGGGGAUGUUCUGAGUGAACAUGCGAUAGGGUAACCUUCCUGUCUUCUCUUUGGUUACUGUGACAGGUGGAUGACGUUGAUGGGAGUGAGGCAACGUGUGGGGACUAAUUCCCGUGGGGACUGAACUCCUGGCUCUGUUGCUCUGUGAGUGCAUGCCUGUCUGGAAAGAUAAGCAGGAGCUGGCCAUGCACCGUGCAGCUGCAAGUGGAAAACGAGGCACAGAGAAAUGUCUUGGCUGGGGGAGAGGAAGACCACCAACGAGCUGGGUUUCCCCUAUGUUUUUUCAGCCUUCUGUGAGCAUUUGCCUCCUAAUGUACAUGUAGCUUUUCUUCCUGAGGUAAAGAGUUCCUUGACUUGUUAGGACUCUCUGUAGUCUGUCUGCACUGACGGUGCCUCAGGCUGGUAUUGUAUUUCCAAGGGUGGACCAUUCUGUUAUGGCCUAGUAGAGGUGAUCUUUGUUAUAGGAUUUCCUUGCUCUAUGAUAUGCUUUCUCAUGACAAAGGGGAGUGCACAAAACUGCUGAGCCACAUCUGCAUCUCAAACCCAGCCUUUCAAGAGGGAAGAACCUGUGCCUGCUGUUAGCAGUGAUCAUUCAGAAAUCACUCCCAUGUGACUCUGGUUGUUGUGCACGCCUCGGUGUUUGCCAAAAGGGAGCAGAGGUGCAGGGGCAGAGUGCCUGCUCUGUCCGGCCUACAAGUAGCCAGGAGACUUGUCACACCUGCUGAGCAAAGAGAAGUGAGGACAAGUCAAGGGGGACAGGGGCUGGGGCAGGGUCCUCUCAUUAGAGACCUUCCCAGGUGUGCUCCGUGGUGCAGUGGCUCUGCGUCUGCUGGCACAUGAAGAGAGGGAGAGAGAGAGAGAGUUCCCCGGAAAAGCAGUUCCCGAGAGUCCUUGAGGUUCGUCGGUACUCAGGGACCUCGUGCAAGGCCUGAUGGGAAAGAGUUAGACCUUCAGAAAACGCUUUGGAAAAGGGAAGAGAGAAAGGAGAAGAGAAAGGGAGGGAAGAAGAGAAGGGACGGGGUGUGGUGGGAAAGGAAGAGGAUAGAAGGGAAGGAGUCGGAAGGGGAGGGCAAGGCAGGAGAGGGAAGGGAAAGAAAAGAAUUCACCAACAUGAACGAACAUGAUGGCUGUCUCUUGAAUACCGUUAGUCCCUAACGAGCUUACCCUUCAUUAGGGGCGAGUGUGCCGUGCCAGGGAGCUGAUGCCCCGUAGUCAGUGAUGAUGGCUCCCUCUCUGACGAUCUGAGGCUCUGGGGUGGAGGCGAUGCGAGAGCUCCCCGCGGAGGGAAGCGAGACCGAAGUGGGCGAUUUGUCAUGUGCACCGUUUUCCUCCUCCACCCCUCCCGCCAAAGCAAGCGGAGGCAGCUGCUCUGUUCCCUGCAGAGUCUACCGUGCCGUUUAGGAGCAGGACGUUGUUCCGGUGCCAGCAGGCCGCGUUCCUCUUCCCUCUGCAUCCUUUGUUGUCCUGCUGCAGAUUCUGCCGCUUGCCUAUGUUUUCCUGCACGCCGUUCGUGCAGCUACCGCAGCUCUCCGUGUGCUGCUUUGGGGCUGCGUUUUGAACACCUCCCACUCCUUAGCUGCGGUCCAAACCGUGGCUAGAUUGUCGCUGCCUAUGACAUGAGCAGUGUUACCGGGUCACAGAGUGCUGGCGCACUGACGUCGGUUACAGCACUUUCGAGUGCUCCUCGCUGGGCUGCAGGCAAGAAAAAGCAUUUUCGCUACGCUGCUGGCUCUGCUUCGACUGUGCGGGUGCUACAAGCCACUGCUGUGCCUACGGAAGGAGCAAGAGCACGAAGGGCGGGGCGGGAGGCGAAGCUUGCGGUGAAAGCAGCCUGGCUCCGCGGGAGGGUGUCUCCGCCCGGAAGAGGUCGGCGAGGGGUGGUGGCGCUUCCGUGCCUGGGAAGGCGCGUGAAGCGGCGGGCAGAGAAAGGCGCCACGCGUGAGCCGAGAGGGGAGCCGGAGCUGCGGUGCCCGGCCGCGGCCGGGGAGCUGCGGGGCGGCGGGAGAGGCGGCGGGUGUCGGGGCGUGUCGCGGCGGGCGGGCGGGCGGGCGGCGGCAGGAAGGCGGCUUUGGCGGCUUUGGCGGCGCGUGUGAGGCGGCGGGGCACACGGUGUCGCUGCAGGCUCAGGAACGGCGGCGGCGCGGCGCGGCGGCUCCGCCCCGGUGCGGCGGAGAGCCCGGCUGUGAGCGCGGGGGGAGCGGCCGGGCGCGGGCGGCGGUGCCGGGCAGCGGCGGCGAGCGGCGGCGGUGCCGGGGAGCCGUGCGGGGCCCGUGCGGGUGCCGGCGCUGGCCAUGGGCGUGUGCGUGCCGGCGGCGCUGCGGGUGCUGGUGCUGCAGGCGGCCUGGGCGCUGGGCGGCGGCCAGGUGCGCUACUCGGUGCCGGAGGAAGCCAAGGCCGGCACGGUGGUGGGUCGUCUGGCGCAGGACCUGGGGCUGGAGGCGGGCGAGCUGGAGGCGCGUCGGCUGCGGCUGGUGGCGAAGGGCCGGCGGGCGAGCGUGGAGGUGAGCGGGGCGAGCGGGGCGCUGGUGCUGAGCUCGCGGCUCGACCGCGAGGAGCUGUGCGGCAAGAGCGCGCCGUGCGCCCUGCGCCUGGAGGUGCUGGUGGACCGGCCGCUGCGCGUCUUUCACGUGGAGCUGGAGGUCACCGACAUCAACGACAAUGCCCCGCUCUUCCCCGCCGCCCGCAAGAACCUCAGUGUCGCCGAGUCCUUAACGCUGCCGGGCUCGCGCUUCCCGCUGGAGGGCGCGUCGGACGCAGACAUCGGAGCCAACGCGCAGCUCUCCUACAAACUCAGCCCGAGCGAACAUUUCAGACUGGAUUUACAAAAAGUGAAUGACCGAAAUAACCUACCUGAACUCGUAUUAACGAAGGCGCUGGACCGGGAGGCGAUGGCGGUGCACCGGUUGGUGCUGACGGCGAGUGACGGCGGCAGACCGUCGCUGUCGGGCACGAUGGAGCUGGUGAUCUCGGUGCUGGAUGUGAACGACAACGCGCCCGAGUUCAACCAGUCGGUCUAUAAAGUGCAGCUGGCGGAGAGCGCUGCAGAGGGGACGCUGGUGGUGCGCGUGAGCGCCACGGAUCGGGAUGAGGGAAUGAACAGUGAAAUGACCUACAAAGCCACACACUUCUUUCCACUGCUCGGAAAAGAUCUCGUUACCGUGAAUCCCAACACCGGGGAGAUCAGACUGACGGCCCCGCUGGAUUUUGAAGAAGUGAGCGUAGUUGACUUCCGCAUAGAGGCGAGAGAUAAGGGUACGCCUCCGUUAUCGGGGCACUGCAGCGUGGAGCUGGAGGUGCUGGACGUGAACGACAACGCGCCGGAGGUGUGGGUGACGUCGCUGUCGGUGCCGGUGCCGGAGGACGCGGCGGUGGGGACGGUGGUGGCGCUGCUGAGCGUGUCGGACCGGGACUCGGGGGCGAACGGCCGGGUGCGGUGCGCGGUGUGGCCGGCGGCGCCGUUCGGGCUGGUGGCGACGUUCGAGGGCUCGUACUCGCUGGUGCUGCGGGAGGCGCUGGACCGGGAGCGGGUGGCGGAGUACGAGGUGGAGGUGCGGGCGGAGGACGGCGGGGCGCCGCCGCUGCGCGCCAGCCGCGGGCUGCGGGUGCCGGUGUCGGACGUGAACGACAACGCGCCGGCGUUCGCGCAGGCCGUGUACACGGUGCUGGCGCGGGAGAACAACGCGGCGGGCGCGGAGCUGGCGCGGCUGUGGGCGCGGGACCCCGACGAGGCGGGCAACGGGCGCGUGAGCUACUCGGUGGCGGAGGGCGGCGCGGGCGCGGGGGCGCGGUCGGCGUCGAGCUACGUGUCGGUGGACGCGGAGAGCGGUCGGCUGUGGGCGCUGCAGCCCUUCGACUACGAGGAGCUGCAGGUGCUGCAGUUCGAGGUGCGCGCGGUGGACGCGGGGCAGCCGGCGCUGUGCGGCAACGCCACGGUGCAGCUCUUCGUCGUGGACGAGAACGACAACGCGCCGGCGCUGCUGCCGCCCGCGGGCGGCGGCGCGGGGCCCUGGGCUGGCGGCGCGGCGUCGGGGCCGUCGUCGUCGUCGUCGGGGCCGUCGUCGUCGGGGUCGUCGCUGUGGGCGUGGGCGGCGUGGGGGUCGCCGGCGGGGCAGGUGGUGGCGAAGAUCCGCGCGGUGGACGCGGACUCGGGCUACAACGCGUGGCUGCGCUACGAGCUGCGGGAGCCGCGGGGCAAGGGCGCGUUCCGCGUGGGGCUGUACAGCGGCGAGGUGAGCACGGCGCGGGCGCUGGAGGAGGCGGACGGCCCGCGGCAGACGCUGGUCAUCGUGGUGCGGGACCACGGCGAGCCGGCGCGCUCGGCCACGGCCACGCUGAGCGUGUCGCUGGGCGAGGGCGCCGAGGCGGCGCUGGCGGCGGCGGCGGCGGGCGCGGGCUCGUCGCUGUCGGGGCUGCGGCCGGCGGCGGGCGCCGAGGGCGGCGCGGCGGCGGCGGCGGCGGCGGCGGCGACGACGACGAACGUGUGGCUGGUGGUGGCCAUCUGCGCGGUGUCGAGCCUGUUCCUGCUGGCGGUGGUGCUGUACGGGGCGUCGCGGUGGGCGCCGCGGGCGGCCGUGCUGUCGGGGCCCGGGCCGGCGACGCUGGUGUGCGCCAGCGAAGUGGGCAGCUGGUCGUACUCGCAGCGCCAGAGCCGGAGCCUGUGCGUGGCGGACGGCGCGGGCAAGAGCGACCUCAUGGUUUUCAGCCCCAACUUCCCGCCGCCCGCCGGCGCCGCGGCGAAGGAGACGCCGCAGGAUCCGCCCGCCCUCCUGGACACGGUCAGUGGCACUUUCUUUCCCCCCUCUUCUCACCUGCGGGUCUCCCGGAAACACUUUCACGGUUCUCGCCUGAGCCCUUUGGAAUCGCCUCUUGGCGCCUGCGGGGGGCCGGUGCUUGUCAGGUCCUUGAUCUCUGGCUGUUGGCCGCGAGGUCCCGUGUGUUUCCCUGCGCUUGCAAUAGCUCUCAGAGCUGAAGUGAGCUUUGAGAAAGAGUCUACCUUCUGGAGCCUGGGGUUUGCUAGGAUCUCUCCUGUAAACAUUUUCCAUAGUGUUACGCUGCGAAGUAUUCCGCAUGAGCGGUUCCCUUUCUAUUUCUGGCUGAGGUGUUACGGGAGAGCAGGCUCCUGCUCCCUGUAGGAUCCGCUACCUUUUUUUGUUGUCGAGGACCUAGAAGUGAACAGAGAGAUCCAGAGCAUGAUUUGGGAUGGAAGGAACGUGUGGAAGUCUGCAGUGCUGUCCCCGUGCUUAAAGCAGGUCUAACUUCGAAGUUGGAGGAGGUUGCUGAGGAUGUUGUGCCUUCGAGAGCUGCAUAUGGUUGCUCGCUGUCAUUCUCCAUCUACCCCUGCUUGUGAAGACCUCUGCCGUGUGCCCCUUUCAGUCAUUUCUCUUUGAACAUGGGGAAUCGUUCCUCAAAGAGAAGUUCCUCCAAAGUUUUGGUCAGCUUGAUGGUGGUCUCUGAAACUCUCACUGUUCUCUCUUCUCUUUAUCGCAUUCGGGAGGUGAUGAACUGCAUGCAGAAUUCAGACUUUCGUUGAACCUGGAGUUUGCAUAACGUGGAAGGAAAUCCGUUGUUUUCUUCUCUGUCCCCAGAAGUCUUGCAUGUAGGCCAAUUCUAGUGAAUAUUUUAUUUUUGGCUGCUGAUGCUCCCACAGAAUGCUGCUCUGCAGUCUUCUCUCUUAUGGAGAACGCUGUCCUCCUCCUCUUUGAUUCUCUCUUUCAGUCAUGCAAGGUGACCUCUGUUGGUACCUCAUGGUUUUCUGCCCCCCUGCCUUGUAUGGCAUCUAUUUGUUCGUGAAGUACUACACAGUUAGUUUGUAGGUGGGACAGAUAAUGGGACGGUUUCGUAUUUCCAAGUAUGUAGUUCAUGCACUUCGUGAUACAGAGUGGUUCUGGCAGAAGAGCGCCAACCAAGAGAGAUGUAAGAGACGUGUAGCUCUAUUGCCACAUGAAGCAAGAUGCACUGCUGGAGGACUUGUUCUUGGUGAAGGAAGGCCUUUAUAGAGGCACCUCACUCAUGUUUCCUGACUGUAGCCUUGCCAUGUAACCUGCUAUGGUAGGCAUUGUAUUUUGUCUUUCUGAGAGUUUAAAAAUAAACUGGCAUUAUUUUUUUUUAAA
Molecule: messenger RNA, 8238 nt
Organism: Dromaius novaehollandiae (emu)
Lineage: Eukaryota; Metazoa; Chordata; Aves; Casuariiformes; Dromaiidae
Product: protocadherin alpha-8-like
Exons: 1
Coding region: 4420-7260 (946 amino acids)
Biological process (GO): homophilic cell-cell adhesion
Cellular component (GO): plasma membrane
Molecular function (GO): calcium ion binding
Source: RefSeq, a predicted model, not a curated record